AUGCACAUGUGGGGUCACGGGUCGCAGUACCGCCGCGGCCCGGACUCUCUCCGCAGCGCGCAGCCGGCGGCGAUGCUCCGGCUGCCGUGCUUCUGCUGCGCGCCGGGGUGCCGGAACCACGUGGACCACCCGCGGGCGCGGCCGCUCAAGGACUUCCGGACCUUGCAGACGCACUACCGGCGCCGGCAUUGCGCCAGGCCCUUCCUCUGCCGCCGCUGCGGCAAGGCCCUCGCCGUGCGCGGGGAUUGGCGCACGCACGAGAAGAACUGCGGCCGCCGGUGGCGCUGCGCCUGCGGCUCCGACUUCAAGCACAAGCGCUCCCUCAAGGACCACGUCCGCGCCUUCGGGCGCGGCCAUGUCGAGCAAGCAUCCGCCGCCGCCGUCUCCCCCAUAACAGCCAUUGUGUAGCCGGCGAUCAGAUGUAGCGCGCAGGAGCUUCCCAGCUGCUGCUGCGGCUGCACGUACGACGUCUUUUUUUUUUUAGUUGAUUCGUUGUGCUGUGGUCAUGCAUCAUCUGUGAAUGUGUAUUUAUGAGCUAAACUGUUAAUAUAUAUGUAUCGACGACCUCAUCAUCUGGUGCUU
This is a messenger RNA of Setaria italica (foxtail millet), 582 nucleotides long. RefSeq names its product zinc finger protein WIP5. The record is from RefSeq and is a predicted model, not a curated record. The transcript has a single exon. Gene Ontology annotation, cellular component: nucleus. Gene Ontology annotation, biological process: anatomical structure development; regulation of gene expression. Gene Ontology annotation, molecular function: DNA-binding transcription factor activity. The coding region runs from base 1 to 408 and encodes 135 amino acids. NCBI's taxonomy places the organism in Eukaryota, Viridiplantae, Streptophyta, Magnoliopsida, Poales, Poaceae.